UCUGACGUCUCCUCUCCGCCGACCUGUCCCUUUGCUUCGCGACGAGGGAAGAAAGCAGAUAAAAAGCGGAGGAAAGGUGAACUUUGGGGGGAGAGGAUCGGAAAGUGGUGUUGGCGAACGGAGGACAAGACAGAAGAGUACAGUGAAGGCUAAGAUGGAGUUUUUGCCCGGUUGGUCUGCAGCUACCUGGACCCUGCUAGUCCUCUUCUUCACUCUUUUUAUUAUAUAUGGCUUGUGGCCAUUCCGGUUCUUUAAAAAAUUGGGCAUUCCUGGACCUCAGCCUUUACCCUUUAUUGGAACAUUUCAUCACUAUAGAAAGGGCUUCUUCAAAUUUGAUGCCGAGUGUUUUCAGAAAUACGGAAAGUUCUGGGGAAUUUUUGAUGGAAGGCAACCUGUUUUAGGAAUCAUGGAUACUUCAAUGAUAAAAACUAUUCUAGUGAAAGAAUGUUACUCAGUUUUCACAAAUAGACGGAAUUUUGGAUUGAACGGUCCCUUGUACGAUGCUGUUUCAAUUGCUGAAGAUGACAUCUGGAAACGAAUCCGCCAUGUGUUGUCACCAACAUUCACCAGUGGGAGACUCAAAGAGAUUUUUCCAAUCGUGAAACACUACGCAGAUAAUCUUCAACAGAAUGCUCAGAAGAUCUCAAACACCAAGGAACCUGCCCUGAUGAAGGACCUGUUUGGAUCAUACAGUUUGGAUGUUGUAGGAAGCUGCUCCUUCAGUGUUGACAUCGACUCUAUCAACAAUCCUAAAGACCCUUUUGUGGCCAAUCUGAAGAAAAUGGUUAAAUUUAGUUUUUUUAAUCCAUUGUUUUUACUUUGUGCUUUCUUCCCUUUCCUAAUUCCACUAUUUGUGAAAAUGAACCUGUGCUUCUUUCCUUCCGCGGUGAUGGAGUACUUUUAUGACUAUCUUCGCAGGAUCAAGGCAGAAAGGACAAAAAAUGUGCAUGAUAAUCGAGUAGAUUUCCUGCAGUUGAUGGUCGACUCUCAAAUGAAUGAUGAAUCUGAAUCUGAAAAAGGUCUGACAGAUCAUGAAAUUCUCUCACAGUCAAUGAUAUUCAUGUUUGCUGGCUACGAAACGACAAGCACGACCCUCUCUUUCAUGUCACUGAACCUGGCUACCCAUCCUGAUGUAAUGAAAAAAGUCCAGGAGGAGAUUGAUAAAUUCCUUCCAAACAAGGCUCCCCUGACAUACGACGCUCUCAUGGAAAUGGAGUACCUGGACAUGAUGGUCAAUGAAUCUCUGAGGCUUCAUCCACCAGGAUCACGAAUUGAGAGAGUCUGUAAGAAAACCAUAGAGCUGAAUGGGGUAACUAUUCCCAGAGGAACAGUGUGCAUAAUUCCUGCCUUUAUUUUACAUCGAGACCCAGAACACUUUCCAGAUCCUGAAGCUUUCAAGCCUGAGAGAUUUAGCAAAGAGAUGAAGGAAAGUAUGGACCCCUACGCAUUCCUGCCUUUUGGAUCUGGACCCCGAAAUUGCAUUGGGAUGAGGUUUGCCCUCCUCAUCAUGAAAGCUGCCAUAGUUCAGCUGCUUCAGAAUUUCGACUUUGUUCCCACAGAGGAUAUGCAGUACCCUGCUGAACUCAGCAUCAGUGGAUUCCUCCAGCCGGUGAAACCCAUCACUCUGAAGCUUGUACCCCGGGCAAUGACGAGUAGUGAAGAAUAACUGAUGGAAGAAGAAAAAUGAGCUAGUAGUGUGUUUUGAUACAUUAACUAUGUUAUUGAUGG
Messenger RNA from Polypterus senegalus (gray bichir), 1728 nucleotides. Its product is annotated as cytochrome P450 3A30-like. The record is from RefSeq and is a predicted model, not a curated record. Gene Ontology annotation, molecular function: steroid hydroxylase activity; iron ion binding; heme binding. NCBI's taxonomy places the organism in Eukaryota, Metazoa, Chordata, Cladistia, Polypteriformes, Polypteridae. Bases 155 to 1666 code for a protein of 503 amino acids. The transcript is spliced from 13 exons.